GUCUAGUCUAGACGACCAACCACGAUUAUUCGGGUGGUGCUCGUGAGCUAAUUCGAUUUCAGUAGGCUAUGCCCCGUUCGCUUAACUUAACUGUUAUUUACUUACUUUUGUAGAAUUUUAGAGUAUAAAUUGUUUGCUUUGAGUUUUUACUUUCCUUGGUGGAAGGCUUAAACAAAAUACGAUCCACAGUAAAUUGUCACACUAUAAUAUUAAUACAAUGAGUGGGAAAAGGUGUGCUAGGUGCGAGAAAACCGUCUAUCCACUUGAAGAAUUAAAAUGUCUUGAUAAGGUAUGUGAACUAUUUGGCACAAAGGGUGUUUUAAGUGCCAGGAAUGUGGAAUGACUCUUAAUAUGAAAACAUACAAAGGAUUUAACAAACUUCCAUACUGUAAUGCUCAUGUUCCUCAUGCAAAGCACACUGAAGUAGCUGAUACUCCAGAGAUAAGAAGGAUUGCAGAAAAUACAAAGAUUCAGAGUAAUGUUAAAUAUCAUGAAGAAUUUGAGAAACAGAAAGGAAAGUUUACCCAAGUUGCUGAUGACCCUGAAACUCUUCGGAUACGCAAUACUCACAAAAUUAUCAGCAAUGUAGCUUAUCAUGGGGAACUCAUGAAAAAGGAAGAAAUGGAACAAAAACGUUACCUAGUGCCAGAAAAAAAUGGUGCUCCUCAAGUUGUUCCAGCCUCAAGUGCCUUUCCACCAGAGAGAAGCCAUCCACGUUCUUCACGUGGUGUGGCCUAUGAAACCUCUACAAAGCAAGAAGUCCAGGAUUCCCCAUAUUCUUCCAAACUCCAGUCAACAGUUAUCUACACUUCAGAAGAAGGUCCAGUACAAAGUGCUCCAUCACGGAAGAUUGGAUCAAUUGCUGACUAUGAUCCUAUGCAUGAGAAUUAUGGUUCCAUAGCUUCAGGCUUCCGACCGGACACAACCCAUACCACAACCCACUUUUAUGGUGGUGUUUCUCCUUCACAACAGUCACAUGGGCGGGCUUUUCGAGCCAUGUACGAUUACACUGCCUCAGAUGUCGAUGAGGUUACAUUUAUGGAUGGUGACCUAAUUAUCAACUGUACUCCCAUCGAUGAGGGAUGGAUGACAGGCACGGUGCAGCGUACAGGACAAACUGGCAUGCUUCCAGCAAACUAUGUUGAACUUGUAAACUAAUAAAUCUUCAACAGCCAAUUUUCUUAAUAAAUGUAUGCUAGUGCUCUCAAAGCCAUCUUCACCUGUGGUUUAUAUCCUUGUUACUAACAAAACAUUGACUCAAAUCAUUAUAUACAAGAGGGGGGAUAGAGGUGAAAUAUAUCAAACUGUUAUUGUUAUAAAUGGUGUGUUUUGAUCAUUGUUAUUUUUAAAAUUGCUUUAAAAUCUCAAAAUUUAAUAUUUUUUAAAGGCUAUGUCUGGGUGCUUGGGAGUAAGAGUGAGGAAGAUAACCAGAAAUUUCAUGUGAUUAUUUGAAAUUUAUGAUGUCAAUCCAUCCAAGAAAGAAGCCAGGAAGCAAAAAUGGUUAAGGUUAGCAUCCAGGUUUUUUUCUAUUAGAAGCAGCCCCCAGGCUUAUGGAAACAGGACUAUUUUUUGGAAUACUGUAAAAAAUAUAACUUGUGUUAGAGAAUGUACUUUUUUUCUGAUAUAAUUGCUUUCCUAAAAGAGGGGAUUUGGAGUGAACCAGAACACUAAGUGGUUCUAGUACUGAAGUAUGCAAACAUUGCAACACAUAGGCCUUUAUGGAUAUGGUAGAAAAAUAUUAUUUCUUUAUAGAGAGAAAGUUAAAAUCAUAAGAUUUAUAGACAGCAGUAAAUUCAUAAAGAUACAAAAAUUUACACAAUUAGUAAACAAGACUGCAAAAAAAUCAGUGCAGUAAGCUGUAACUUACUAGAGGAAUUUAAAGCCUAAUUUCAUUUAUUGAGUAGGUCUAUUCAUGGAGGACAGAAUAUCAGACAGAAAUUGACAGUAAAUGGUCAACAAACAACAUGAUGAGUACACUUAUGGCAUCAUACUUUUCAGCCAAUUACACUUUACUUUCCAAUUGCUCACUCCCAUUCCUGGAUACCUAGACACAGCCUUUAUAAAAUGAGAGCAUCAUAUGGAGCAAACAUUAGAGGAAUCUCAAAUAUUUGCGUAACUAAAGAAAUUUAAUUAAAGGUGAUACUGUUGUCAAAAUUGUUGAUUCACUAAAUGAGAGAUUUUAGUUUUUUGUGAACAAUUUUGUAGGUAAAAAAAAAUAUUUUCUAAUAUUUAGAGCAAUUGAUAGAUGCACUGUAUUGUUUGAAAGACAAUAAGUAGAUCAAAGCCAGUGAAUAAUUGAAAAGACAAUUUAACUGGAAACCAAUGAAGCAGGACAAAAUUUAGUUGCACUUGUGUGAAUCUUUGUUUAAAAGAAAUUUUUUUAUCUGACUCUUAGUUUGAAGAUAAAGAAUAAUAAUUAGGUAAGUGCAUUUGUCUGUUUUAAAAUUUCCAGAAAGAUCACACAUCCAACUCCUCAUUGAAAGUGAGUAAAUAUACUCUUUAUAUAUUUUAUUUUAAAUAGACUGGUGACAUCUGGAAUAUUUUUUUCACCCUUUUUUUAUUCCAUAUUCAUUUUCAUUCAGUGAAACAAGCAAGUGAAUUUGUAUUGAUGUACAAGUGAUUUUCUACUAAUGAACCAGAUCCAUCUAAACUUUACAUAGAAAUCAGAAGUAUGCUAGACUGAUGUUCGAAUAAUAAAAAAAAACAACACUAUUUUAAAUAUCUUAGGUAGAACAGGAUAAAUUUAAAUAAUGUUUAAUUUAUUUUCAUAGUAAUUGUUAUAUUUUUUAAUAAUUAAUUAUUUUGUUCUAAAAUUGGUUCAUCCAGUCAAGUUUUAACUUAAAGUGUAAAGGAAAGAGGACCUAAUAAUCUCACUCUCCUAUUUUGGAAAAGCUAGAUUAAUGAAUGAGAUUUCAAUCUCAGGAAGAAAUAGCACUAUUAGUUUUAGAUUUAUGAAUUAUCUUCUGAAAUUUGUAUUCUAUGGUUUGUUAUUAUAACCUUAAUAUGCAGUACUUUGGAUAAGUAUUGUUUAAGAGAAUUAAUUUUAGAUUUGAUUUAGGAAUUUUUCACAUAACUGAAAAUAGUUUUUAUAUAUACUUAGCAAUCUUGUAUUUUGACUAAAAGUUAUAAAUAAAAGCAUAACAAAACAAUUAUUAUUAUUUACACUUUACAUUGUUUAUUAGCAUAUGAUGUUUCUCACUAGUGAACAAGAAUGACAUGUAUCAAAAUAUCUGUUGUCAAAGCUCUUUAUACUUAACAUUAGCAUAUUUUCUCAAUCUAUAUGAAUGCUUGAUAUUUAUAUGUAUUAUUUUUUCAACUGUUAUAAUGUUGCUUUGUUAUAAAAUAAGUCUUCUGCAAAGUUAUUUUUGUUGUGAAAUUCAAGUUUAGAUUACCUGAAUAUAUUUGUUUGUUUUUUAGUUUAUGUUCUGACAUUCUGAAUGUUGAAAUAUAAUUUGGGAUAAACUAAAAUCACUAAAUUUUGCAUUGCUUGUGUUAAAAACUGCUUGGUUGUGUAGUACAAGUUUUUGUUUGUAAGUUAAUCUUGCUUUAAAGUGUCUUUUUAUAUCAUUACAGAACUCCAUUUAGAAUCUAAAAUAAAUAGCUUAUGUUGAAUUUGAA
This is a messenger RNA of Limulus polyphemus (Atlantic horseshoe crab), 3618 nucleotides long. Its product is annotated as LIM and SH3 domain protein F42H10.3-like. Gene Ontology annotation, cellular component: focal adhesion. Lineage: Eukaryota; Metazoa; Arthropoda; Merostomata; Xiphosura; Limulidae. Gene Ontology annotation, molecular function: actin filament binding. Bases 340 to 1158 code for a protein of 272 amino acids. The transcript has 8 exons. The record is from RefSeq and is a predicted model, not a curated record.